ACAGGGUAUCCGCGGGGCAUUGAAAAGCAUUAAAAGUCAUUAAAUGGAUUUUGUCAAAAUUAAGGCCUUAAAUGGCAUUGAAAAGCAUUAAAUUUGAUUCCUCCAGGCAUUAAAAUUUUUGAUUGUUUCAAAGAAAAUUUUAUAGAAGCAAUUUAUUUUAAAUACAGGCUUCAUAAUUAAUAACUUUUAUUUUAUGUCGUAAAAACGCUUAUGUACAUUAGUGUGACGAUCAUGCGGAACCAAUUUGGUAAGUGCUUCCGGCCGGUGCAAAAUUGCCGUUGCGCGGGCUUUUUGGAGUGAACGAGACGACAGCGGAAUGUGACGCAGUAAAAAAACAAAAUGGGAAAGUGCAAAUUUCAGGAUAAAUGGCUGGAAGAAGAGCAGUUUAAACCAUGGUUACAGCCCGUUAAAAAUAGCAAUGAUGAAGCUUUUUGCUGCCUGUGUAAAAAAUCUAUUAAAUUGGCAACAAUGGGCAUCAACGCCCUGAAGUCCCAUAUGAAGUCGGACAGCCACAAAUCGGCAUUAAAAGGCCGUCAGCAAUUGACAAUGAGUAAUUUUUUUGGCGUGACCGAAACUUCUACAACAACAACUGCUUCAAGUACCACAACAACUGCUGCUGUAGUCACCACCGUUUGUGGAGCGACUACCGGAAAAUCGAGCGACAUUCGAUCAGCGUUCGGGUCGAAUGAGACUUUGCGGGCGGAGGUGCUCUGGUGUCUGAACACUGCCGUUCAUCAUCACUCUUACUCGUCCAAUGAAGGCAUUUCUGAGUUGUUCCAGGCAAUGUUUCCUGAUUCUGAAAUCGUCAAAUCUUUCUCUUGUGGCAAGGACAAAACCAGCUACAUUUUAAAAUUUGGACUUGCCCCACACUUCAAAAAUGAACUGGUUUCUGCAGUUAACAACGCAGGUCCAUUUGUGUUGAUGUUUGAUGAGAGUUUCAAUCAGUCAACGAAAAAUAAGCAACUAGAUGUCCAUGUUCGAUUUUGGGAGGCUGGUUGUGUCCAGUCACGUUAUUUUGGAUCACAGUUCAUGGGACAUUCAAAGACUGAGGAUCUGCUGCACCAUUUCAAAAAAUGUGUGCACCUACUAGACCUGAAGCAUCUCCUUUCCAUUAGUAUGGACGGCCCAAAUGUGAACUUCAAGUUUCUCAAUAAUCUCCAGCAAGAACAUGGUGAACUACAUGGAGGUCGGCAGCUUAUUUCUGUUGGGAGCUGUGGACUGCACACAGUACACAAUUCAUUCAAGACUGGCUUCUCCAUAUGGAAUAUUGAGAAAAUUCUGAGAGCAAUGCACUUUGUUUUUCACAAUGUCCCUGCAAGAAGAGAAGAUUAUACAAAACUUACUGGCUCAUCUCUUUUUCCACUCCCAUUCUGUGGACACAGAUGGGUAGAAAAUCUGCCUGUUGCGGAGAGAGCCAUUGAGGUAUGGCCACAGCUUAAACAGUAUGUGGAAGCAGUCAAAAGAAAAGAGCUACCAAACCCAGGAACCUCUUCUUUUGAUACCAUUGAAGCAGCAAAUAAAGAUCCCCUGAUCUUAGCCAAACUUCAGUUUUUCAUGGCAGUAUCCAGAACGUUUUGUCCGUUCUUGAAGAAAUACCAGACCGAUGAGCCAGUCCUGCCAUUUCUGUGCAAAGACUUGACAGAGUUGAUGAUGAGUCUGUUGAGACGUUUCAUCAAAAGGGAGCUACUAGAAGACAUCACUCCCUUUAAACUGACCAAACUUGACACUGAUGACCAGAAGAACUGGGUCAGCGCAAGCCAUGCUGACAUUGGAUUGGGUGCUGACUCUGUCCUUAAGGCUCUUCAGAGCAAAUCAAGCAACAGAGUAGGUGACCUCACUGCUCUUGAAUUUAGAAGGGACUGCAUAAUGUGCCUCUCCAGAAUCAAUAAGAAAUUGCAAGAAAAGAGCCCUUUGAAAUACCCCACUGUCAGGCAGAUAGCAUGCUUAGACCCCUCCAUCAUGAGCAGAGACCCAGAAUGGUGCAAGGGAAAGAUGAAGUCUCUAGUUCAAAGGUUUCUGCAGGACAAGCAGUUGGCAGGAGGAGUUUCAGCUGGUGAUGCUGUUGUGCAGCAGUUUGACAACUUUCUCGCUCUGAAUGGCAAAAGUGAAGAGUUCCUCUCUUUCAAACACAUGGAGCAACGGCUUGAUACUUUUCUUCAUCAAAGUGUCAAUGCAUCUUAUCCUGACCUUUGGCGUUUCUUUCAGCGCCUCCUGUUGUUAUCUCACGGGCAAGCUACAGUAGAGAGAGGCUUCUCGGUAAACAGGGAAGUAGAGACUUGCAAUAUAAAAGAAGAAACUGUUGAGGCCCAGAGACUGGUCUGCGACCAAGUAAGCGCUUCUGGGGGGGUUCUCAAAGUGUCCCUCACAAAGGAACUACUGGUUUCUGUAGCCUCAGCUAGGACCAGAUACAGGAUCUACCUUGAUGAAGAGAGGAGGAAGAGAGAGGGAGCUAUGCGUGGAUUAAAGAGAAAAGCAUUGGAAGAUGAGCUGGAAGAACUGAAAAAGAAAAGGGGGGUGUUGAUGGAGGUGUGCGCCAGCCUUCAGAAGGAUGCUGAUCAACUCGCUGAGCAGGCCGAAAACAAAUCAAACACACUCAUGGCUCAAAUGAUCACAAAAUCUAAUACUCUACGGAGGAGAUACAAGGAAAAAUGCAAUGAAUUGAAAAAUCUUGAGUCAGAGUUGGAACUAAAAACAUCCGAAUUAAGGCACCAUUAAUUCUCUUAAAGGGUUAGUUUACCCAAAAAUGAAAAUUCUGUCAUUUAUUACUCACCCUCAUGUUGCUCCACACCCUUAAGACCUUUGUUAAUCUUUGUAACACAAAUUAAGAUAUUUUAGUUGAAAUCCGAUGGCUCUGUGAGGCCUUCAUAGAGAGUUAAUGACAUUUCUUCUCUCAAGAUUUAUAAAGGUACUAAAAACACAUCUAAAUCAGUUCAUG
This is a messenger RNA of Megalobrama amblycephala (Wuchang bream), 2935 nucleotides long. RefSeq lists its product as uncharacterized. The coding region runs from base 340 to 2715 and encodes 791 amino acids. Lineage: Eukaryota; Metazoa; Chordata; Actinopteri; Cypriniformes; Xenocyprididae. The transcript is spliced from 5 exons. The record is from RefSeq and is a predicted model, not a curated record.